CUGUAACAGCAUCACGGGACUAGUAUCCUACAUUCGAUUGUUUUGUUUCUGGAAGUGAAACAUAUUCACAUUGGACCAUCAGGAUGGAGUGUUGUGUGAAGGCAUGAAUAGACAAAGGAAUGCCACCUGUAGUCAGUAUAGUAAAGGGGACUAAUAUGUAUUUCGUUUAACAAGAUGGAGACGUCUAAUUUCUCUCAUGAACAAGAACAGCCGACCGAAGGAGUGCCCAUAACUGUCGAGAAAAAUGUCCUGAAAUCUCGCGAAAGGUUUGAGUCGUGUGAAGUUCCCGAUGAGAAAUCUCUUCUCAUUCCUCAUUCUUCAGCUGCAGGUGUGGCCAGGGGACAGUGUAAUACCGGGAAUGUGGAUCACGUCCCUCUCCAAAUUUACAUACUCGGACCUAUACUAGUUUCAAUGAGUUUUGGUUUUAUCACCAAUUCUCUGAUAUUUACACAACGCGUUUUUGAUAUUACUGAAGAAAAACUGUUUCCAGGAUCAAGUUGGAACCAAAGUAAAAAUGAAAGCAUAUGUUAUAAAAACCAAAGUUUUGAAGAGUAUUUAGAGGAACAAGAUGUCCAGCAAAUCACCUCCAUGUACAAUAUAUACGCCUCCCUCUGCUGUGGGAUUCCAGGAAUAUUUUCUAACCUCGUCUUCCUGGCGAUGAGUGACGUAUAUGGACGGAAACUAUUUAUAUUCAUAACUGUAACAGGACAAUUCCUCGCGACAGGAAUGCUUGCGAUUGGAAUGUACUCCAAUUGGAAUAUAUACAUCUUGCUUACCUUCCAGUUAGUGAGUGGGUUAACAGGGGGCGAGUUUACUUACCUUUCAAUAGGGUUUGCUGUCAUAGCGGACAUCACUCGAGCAGGGCGGUCAAGAGCAUUUGCCAUAGUGUUGACAGAGAUAGCUGUUGGUAUAGGAACCCUGGCGGGGUCUGCCAUAUCAGGCUACUUAAUACAUCUCCUUCACUAUAGAAUGGCCAUGGUAGUCAGCGCUUCUGUCGCGUGUCUCGGAGUUGUUGCUACGCUUAUAUUUCCAGAAACACUACAAAAAGAACAUUCACGGAAAUACAAUGUUUCACAAACAUUUAAAAAUAUAUUUCUGUUUUAUACUAAAGAUAUUUCAUCUGUUGGAAAACGGUGGAAGUUCAGGGCGUGUUUGGCGGCUCUGUUCUUCAUUUUUCUUUCUAAUUUCGGAAAGUUUGGCAUUGAGACAUUGUAUCAGUUGAACUCGCCGUUCUGUUGGACGCCGGUAAAGGUGGGCUGGUACACAACCCUCCGGACAGGACUUCCUCUCGUCAUUGGUAUGGGACUUGUCAAGCCCUUCCAGGCCUGUAUGCAGGAGCACGUGAUCGGUAUCCUGGGGUCCUUAUCCUAUACAGCAGGCUACGUUCUGGAGGCACUGGCAACCAAUGAACUCAUGAUGCUUAUAGUUGCCUUCGUCAGUUUUAUGGGUGCUUUACCCGUGCCGAUCAUCAGAGCAAUCAUGUCACAUAUGACACCUCCAGAACAACAAGGUUCCCUUUUUGCCGGAGUAGCAGCGGUGGAGACGAUUUGUGCUGUUGUGGGAAGCGUGACUGGCAACGCCAUCUAUUCCGCAACGGUUGAUUGGUUCCCAGGAUUCUCAUUUCUUCUAUUUGCUUGUUAUACUGGAAUAGCAGGUGUUUUUAUCAUUAUAUUAUUAAUUGAUUCAAGGUUGGAGAAGACAGAAACACAACAGAAGGUUCCGGUUUAAAUUAUUUCAGAAACACAACACAAAGUUCCAAUUUAAUGAGUAUAGAAACAUUACUGAAGUUUCCGGUUUAACGAGGUCAGAAACACAACAGAAAGCCCCGGUUUAAUGAGUUCAUAAACACUACAGAAAGCUCCGACUUAAUGAGUUAAUUUGAUUAAUAUCUGUAUUUUAUCCAAAAAAUAUGCUCAUUAACUUAUACUAUUAUAUCUGUGCUGUAUUACAAUGCUUGUUCAAAUAAAUUGAUAUUAUGGAAUUUGA
Pecten maximus is the source of this 1986-nucleotide messenger RNA. Its product is annotated as solute carrier family 46 member 3-like. Gene Ontology annotation, cellular component: membrane. Gene Ontology annotation, biological process: transmembrane transport. The record is from RefSeq and is a predicted model, not a curated record. Bases 175 to 1728 code for a protein of 517 amino acids. Gene Ontology annotation, molecular function: transmembrane transporter activity. The transcript is spliced from 5 exons. Lineage: Eukaryota; Metazoa; Mollusca; Bivalvia; Pectinida; Pectinidae.